This is a messenger RNA of Nicotiana attenuata, 2451 nucleotides long. RefSeq lists its product as uncharacterized. NCBI's taxonomy places the organism in Eukaryota, Viridiplantae, Streptophyta, Magnoliopsida, Solanales, Solanaceae. The transcript has 4 exons. The record is from RefSeq and is a predicted model, not a curated record. The coding region runs from base 1 to 2451 and encodes 816 amino acids.
AUGGAUAAUGGAGAUAAAAGUUGGAUGUAUCUCCUAAGAUGGACGGAUGAGUAUAUCCGUGGAGUGAACAAUUUUUUUGAUAAGGCAUUUGAACGAGCUUCCCAGGGAAAUAAAAUAUUAUGCCCUUGCAAAAAGUGUAUUAGUCGCUAUUGGCACUAUAGAAAUGUGGUGGAGGAUCACUUGGUUGUUAAUGGUUUUGUUGAUGGUUACACCAAAUGGGUUUUCCAUGGGGAAGGGUUUUCCUCUAGAAAUGCACCUCACCAAAGCAAUGAUGAUGAAGAAUGCGAGGCAGAGCAGGAAGAACAGAUGAGAGAGACUCUAUCUGAAGAUGCUAAGAGAUUUUUCAGAUUAUUAGAGGAAGGCAAACAAGAACUAUAUCCUGGGUGUGAAACCUUCACUAAAUUGAGUUUUACUAUUCGGUUGUACGUGUUUAAAUCCUUGCAUGGAUUGAGUAAUGUGGCCUUUUCAGAUAUGCUAGAGUUGUUAAAAGAGGCAUUUCCCUUUGCUCAAUUGCAAGAAUCUUUCAACAAGGCUAGAAACAUGAUAAAAGAUUUGGGUCUUCAUUAUGAAAAAAUACAUGCAUGCCCUAAUGAUUGCAUGUUAUUUUGGAAAGACAAUGCAAAGGCCGAUAAUUGCUUUAUUUGUGGGGCUUCUCGAUGGAAAGUUGUUGAUUCUUCCUUAACUAAUACAAGCUCUAAAAUUCCAGUAAAGGCUUUAAGGUACUUUCCCUUAAAGCCUAGGCUUCAGAGGAUAUUCAUGUGUCCUGAAACAGCUAUUGCAAUGAGAUGGCAUGCUAAUGAACGACCCACUGAUGGGAAUAUGAGGCAUCCUGCUGAAGGAGAAGCUUGGAAGGAUUUUGAUUCUCUACACCCAGACUUCUCCAGAGAUCCACGUAAUAUUAGGUUGGGUCUUUCAAGUGAUGGUUUCAACCCAUUUCGAACCAUGAGCAUUUCUCAUAGCACGUGGCCUGUCAUGUUAAUGAACUAUAAUUUAUCACCAUGGAUUUGCAUGAAGCCAGAAUAUAUCAUGUUGUCAAUGAUCAUUCCAGGUCCUUCAUCUCCAGGAAAUGAUAUAGAUGUGUAUCUACAACCAUUAAUUGAAGAAUUGAAGGAACUAUGGGAAACUGGGAUAGAAACAUAUGAUGCUGAGACAAAGCAAACAUUCCAAAUGCGUGCAGCCUUAUUGUGGACAGUUAGUGAUUUUCCAGCUUUAGCAAUGCUUUCAGGCUGGAGCACCAAGGGUAGAUUGGCAUGCCCCACUUGUAAUUACGACACAUGCUCACGAUAUCUCAAACAUAGUCAUAAGAUGUGUUACUUGGGUCAUCGAAGAUUUUUGCCUCUUGAUCAUCCAUCGAGAAAAGAUAAGAAGUCAUUUGAUGGUAAUGAGGAGCAUAGACAUGCACCUACUCCUUUGUCGGGUGUGGAAGUAUUUGAAGAGCUCCGUGAAUUCGACAAUGUCUUUGGAAAGGGAAAAAAGAAAAGACCUCGAGAUAAAAAGGGUCCGUGGAAAAAAGGAUCUAUUUUUUUUGAAUUGCCAUAUUGGGCGCAUAAUAAAUUGAGGCACAAUCUUAAUGUGAUGCACAUCGAGAAAAACAUAUGUGACAGUUUACUUGGGACUUUAUUGGAAAUGGAAAAAAAGUCAAAGGAUCAUGUAAAUUCUUGCUAUGACUUACAAGAAAUGGGGAUACGAAAGGAGCUACAACCAAGAGAAGAUGAUGAUGGUAGUGUGAGUUUGGCUAAAGCUUGUUUCUACAUGAAACCAGAACAGAAAAAUUUGUUUUGCACCGUUAUGAAAAAUGCCAAGUUACCAAAAGGGUGUGCUUCGAAUAUUUCAAAUCGCGUGCAAGUGAAGGAGAUGAAAAUAUCAGGGUACAAGAGUCAUGAUGCUCAUUUUAUAAUGCAUUACUUGCUCCAGGUUGCUGUUAGAAAGGCGUUGCCCAAGAACGUCUCGUUGGCCUUGAUUAGGUUGGGCAAUUUCUUUAGAGCCAUAUGUAGUAAGGUCAUAAGGCGAAGAGAUCUUGAAAAAAUGCAGUCUGAAAUUGUUGAAAUAACUUGUGAGCUUGAAAAGAUUUUUCAUCCAACAUUUUUUGACAUAAUGCCACAUUUCCCUAUUCAUUUGGUGAAUGAAAUUAAGCUUCGGGUCCGGCUCAUCUUCGUUGGAUGUGCAGUAACUGAAGAAAGGGAAGAUGGAGAAGGUGGAGCAACUCAAGAAAGGGAAGAUGGAGAUAUUGAAAUGAAUAAUCGUUGCUUCGGACAGAGGAAAAACCGUUGCGAUAGCUGGAUCUAUAGCAACGGUGUUGUCAACCGUUGCCAAAACCGUUGCUGUAGAUCUAUUGGCACGCGAGCGGAUGUCACGGUCGCUGAACCGUUCCAAUACAUCUAUGGCAACGGUUGGCCUAUCAAUUGCAACGGUUUACCUGCUGUUGCCAUAGGCCUAUUUUCCAGUAGUUAG